This is a messenger RNA of Uloborus diversus, 4377 nucleotides long. RefSeq lists its product as uncharacterized. The record is from RefSeq and is a predicted model, not a curated record. NCBI's taxonomy places the organism in Eukaryota, Metazoa, Arthropoda, Arachnida, Araneae, Uloboridae. The transcript is spliced from 7 exons. The coding region runs from base 1 to 4377 and encodes 1458 amino acids. Gene Ontology annotation, cellular component: nucleus.
AUGGCUUCAUGCAAGAUGAGUGCGUCCGACUCGGAAGAAAAUAAGUGCGGAGAUAAAAAUAGUGAAUUAUUAAAUUUAAAACCCGAUCAUGAGCAGAGAAAUAUAUCAUUUCUCAAAAGUGUCGUUUUAACUCCAGUGGGGCAUUUGAAAAAGCGAACGGAGCAUUGCUUUCGAAAUUUACCUGGUUUGCCAGCGCCUGAAGAACUCCACGGCAAGGGUAACGUCAAUGCGUGUCGUAUAGUUCCACCUUCGCAUGAAAAAAAAACAAUCCCCAGCGAAAGGACUAAGCAAACAACAAUCUCACAUAAUGACAAAAAUGAGUGCAACAAUCGAUUUCUUAAUUGUCAACAUGAUUCUGUCACGUCUGAAAGUGUUUUAAAUGUUUUAAAAUCUGAACCUCAUCACACACCAUUAAUUGAAAAGACGAAGAAAAUUGUUGAUGAUAAACAGAAAAUUGACCAUGUGCAAGAAAAAGAUUCCAUCUCAGGUAAAUCCUCACCUUUAAAGACCAAAAAGCAUUCAGAUGAUAAGUAUCCCAAGAAAGUUGAAAGACUUAGAGAGAGCUUUCCCGUACAUCAUACAAAGAAAAAAAAACAUAAAGAGAAGGACAAGCAUGAUCAUCACUCAUCACACAAACAGAAACAUGAAUCAAAACAUCAUAAUCGUCCCAGAGAAGGGACCACCACCGAAAAUUUGACACGUAAACAUAAAGAAAAUAAUUCCUCAUCUAAAAACUUGCCUGCUGUUUCAUGUGAAAACAGUAAAAAAGGAACUAAAACAGACAUUAAAACUCUUAAAAAGAAACAGUUGCAAAGUACAAGUGCCUCAUUGAAAAAGGAAGGAACCACUGAUUUGCAUCAGGCUACAUCAGGACAGAAUGCUGUGAAUGAAGAUGGUAAAAUAGAUAAGUCUAUUGUUCAUAAUAAAGUUAACCUAACUGAUGAGGCUGCUUCGGAUAUUGCUUCUGAAUCUAUUCAUUCAACAAACAUGAUCCCUCAAAAUAUAAGUGAAAGUAAAGAUGAAAGAUUUACCAGUGUGGACUGUAAAUUGUCUUCUGUAAUGAUAGUUCAAACUGAAAAAGUCAGCCUUAAAAGAAAGCAACAAGAUAUAAUUGGUGAAGAAAGUAAUAUUAAUAAUGCUCUGUUGCAUGAAUGCAAAAGACUGAAAGUAAACCUAACCGAUGUUAUUUCCAAAGCUCAUAUCAAAAAUGAUGUGUCUGAACUUAGUGAAAUACGUGUUGGUUUGCAAUCUUUCUCAGGUGAAGUAUCCAGUACAACUGACACUGAUAUUGAAUCAAAUAAAAUGGAUUUAGAAAUCCCUUCUACUUGUGAGGUAUCUUCUCAAGAAAAUUGUGUCAAUGCUGAAGUAGACAGUAAUUCAUCUGAGUGUAAGAAAUCACUUAAGAUUUCAUGCACUGAUGAAAAGGAUGAUUCUAGUAUAUCAUUGUUGCCUGUGACCGUUACUGAUACUCCAAAUGUUGUAGAUUCUAAUUGUGAUAAUUCUGAAACUACUACUCUUAAAAUGGAAGUUAUAACUUCUAACUCGGAAGAUGCUAAAUUAGAUAGUGGCUUGAAAGAAAAUAGUUCUGUGGAUGUUGCUUCAGAAGUUCAGGUGGAUAACAACUGUUCUCUCCUUUCUGAAAAAGACAGUUCCAUUCUUUUGUCACUUCAAAAUGGUGAAAGUAUAAUUUGCAGUAUGGUAAAUACUUCGUCAUCCAAAGAACUACAGAGUGUAGUAAUGAAACCUAUUAUUUCCGUUGGAAAUCCAGUUAAUAAUAAUCUUCAGGACCUUGAAAAUCAUGAACAUGCCUUGGUGUCCCAAAGCUCUUCUGAGGUAAAAUCAAAAAAAUCAAGCAUAAAAAGUGCUAAAGUUGUUGAAAAUUUGAACAUUGUGAAAACUCAUGAACAUUCAAGGCAUGAUUCAAAACAUAAAAGUAAAAAUAAACUUAGCAAACCCAAUGCCCAAUUGGACUGUAGUUCAAAAGAUAAGAAAAAGAGCAGUAGCACUUCAGAGGCAAAAUCAAAGACCCCAAAAACUGAAAAAUCAUCAAAUAAAACUGUAGACUUAUUUGAUUCUAAGCGAUUCAAAGCUGGCUUAUUGAAUGCUAAACAUAUUGCUACUGAUAAAGGUCACAAUUCUUCUAAGAGUAAAAACAAAUCAAGCUCUGAUUUGAUAAACAAAACAGUUCUAUGCUUAAAAUGCAAACAAAAGUUGACUAGCCAUCGCAAUGUUAGUAUACAAUGUAAAAGGGACAGACAUGACAAAGUUCAAGAGAAAUUAGGUGUUUCGCAGCGAAUACCAAGACUCCCUCAAGGCUUUGAUAUGAAGCAUUUAAAAUAUGGAAAGUACAUUAGACUAGAGGUGUAUCCUAAUGGGGGUGCAGCUCUUCUUCAUUUAUACUGGGAUGAAAUAUCUCAUCUUCAUAGGAAAGAAUUAAAGGCUUUAGCAGAGGAGUUUCUUAUGGAGACUUUCCUUGAAGAACCUUAUGGUGUUGCUAGGUAUGUAAUGGGAAUAGUACACAAUGCUGCUGAGUAUUUGCCUGAUCUCUUGGAACAUUUUGCUGACAGGUAUCCAAAUUUAGUUGUGAAGACCGGAGGCUUGGGCAGACAGUCUGAUAUUGAAACGACAAGCAUGACAAAAUAUUGCGACCAGGUACGUGCACAUUACGGUCAGGGGACUUUCAGAACUGGCCCAUUACAUCAAAUCAGCUUGGUUGGAACUGUGCAUGAAGAGGUUGGAGGAUAUUUUCCUGAAUUUCUUCAAAUGCUUGAAGAAUGUCCCUUCUUACAUUUAACCAUGCCUUGGGGACCACUAUCUGUGGUUCACAUGAAUCCUCAAGAGAGUAAUGAUGGACCUAUUUUGUGGGUUAGACCUGGUGAACAACUGGUUCCUACGGCAGAUCUUUCUAAGUCACCCUGUAAAAGAAAAAGACGAGAACUCAGUGAAUUACGGAAACUUCAGUACCUCCCUCGUUCAACAGAACCUCGUGAGAUGAUGUUUGAAGAUAGAACCAAGUGUCACGCUGAUCAUGUGGGUCAAGGUUUCGAUAGACUCACCACAGCAGCUGUUGGGGUUCUUAAAGCUGUUCAUUGUGGAAAUGAGUACUCGUCUAACAGAAUAACGAAGGAUGUUAUUGCUUUUCAUGCUGGGGAUUUUAAUGAUUUAGUUGAGAAACUGCAACUAGAUUUACAUGAGCCACCUGUUUCGCAAUGUGUUCAGUGGGUAGAGGAUGCAAAAUUGAAUCAGCUUCAUCGAGAUGGAAUACGUUAUGCUCGCAUACAGCUUUGUGAUAAUGACAUUUAUUUUCUUCCGCGUAACAUCAUUCAUCAGUUUCGUACUGUUAGUGCAGUGACGAGUGUUGCAUGGCAUGUCCGUUUGGCGCAAUAUUACAUACCUCCUGGACAAACAAGCAGUGAGCAAGAAGACUCUAUGUACCCCAAAGAAAAGAAAGUAAAAUUAGAAUUACCUGACUCGAGUAUCAGCAAAAAAAGGAACAAUUCUGGAGCUUCUACUGAUUCAGUGAAAAUUCAUGUUAAGCAGGAAGGGAGUAAGAAAAAUGAUAAACUUCCUGAAUUAUGUAUGAAAAAUAUAAAAGAGGAAGAUGUAUGUGAUCGAAAAAAUUCAGGACACAGCAGUAAGGUUUCACAAAAAGUGGAUGCUUCUGAAAAAAGUACUGAUGUCAAAUUAGGUUCUAUUUGCAGGGAUGGCAUAGGGAGUGGUGUUCUUACUAAGAAAAAAUCAAACACAAGCAUUGUCAAUAAGAGUACAAAUAAUCUGUCCCAUAAAAUAAUGAAAGAAAUAGUUGUUAAAAAAGAAAUAAUAGAUAAAACUGAUGUAGCUGCAAAGUCACCUGUAAAACUGGACAGUACCAAAGAUUUGAAAACUAACAAAGUCAAAUUAGAAAAACCAUUGCCAGAUGAAAAAAAGAACGGUACAUUCGAUACUAAACAUUUAGCUAAAAGUCCUAUAAAGAAUGAUGAAAAAAUACAUUCAAAACAUAAUAAACAAAAGGAAAAAAGGAAGCUAGAUAAUGAACAUGAUAGUACAGUGAAAAAACAGGUUAAAUUAGUGUCCCAUUCGUGUGUCAAAGUGCCUUCCAGCAGUAGCACCCCAAGCUCCUCCUCCCCUGGCAAAAAUCACAUUCCAAAACGAAAGAGCUCGAAAAGCAGACAUCACUUUUCGCGAGAAGACCAACUAGACCUAGAAUCGGCAGUUGUAGAUUGUGUUGCUUGUCUUGUGAACACUGUUCGAGACCAAUUGGACUCUCUGUUUGCAAAGAUGGAUUCUGUGCGGGCAAACAGAAUUUCUGGGAAGCAUUUCUCCGAGAGGAAAGGUCAUCAAAGCUCCAACUCGUUAAAAGUCAUUCAUGAGACUUGA